Molecule: messenger RNA, 670 nt
Organism: Kickxella alabastrina
Lineage: Eukaryota; Fungi; Kickxellomycota; Kickxellomycetes; Kickxellales; Kickxellaceae
Product: Prefoldin
Exons: 1
Coding region: 215-580 (121 amino acids)
Biological process (GO): protein folding; chaperone-mediated protein complex assembly
Cellular component (GO): cytoplasm; prefoldin complex
Molecular function (GO): protein-folding chaperone binding
Source: RefSeq, a predicted model, not a curated record
GUGAGACUGGCCCAUGAGCUGAUCUAGUUUUGGUGCACGGAAAACAUUGCCAAAUUUUUUUUUCCUCGCUGGGUGGUGCUCUUUUUAUUUGCCGAGCCCGUCCAACUAUUUGUCCUGAUAUAUUAAAUACAUCGUGCUUUUUCUUUUAUAAUUAUUUAAUUAUUUAAAUUCAAACAUAACCAGGCGCUAAAAUAAAUAAAUAAAUAAAAGCAACAUGUCAGCAGAACAACGCAAAGCCCUCGAGGCACAAACAAUGGCCCUGCAGUCAGUGCAGAGCGAGAUAGCUACGCUUGUAGGAAACCGCCAAAAGCUCGAGUCCCAGCUACAGGAGAACGAGCUUGUGGACAAGGAGUUUAAAAUCCUGGAUGACAGCGCGCGUGUUUACAAGAUGAUUGGCCCUGUGCUUGUUUUGCAGGAGAAGGCUGAGGCCGGAGCCAAUGUUGAGAAGCGCCUGGAGUUCAUCCGUGAUGAAAUCAGCCGCGCUGACCAGCGCAUCGAGCAGUUGACCAAGGACCAGGAGAAGAAGAGCGUUGAAAUAUUCAAGCUGCAGAUGGAGCUCCAGGGUGUGAACAAGGCUUAAGAUCGUAUUUUUUUCUGUUGGGAUGAUGUUAUUUGAAUAAAUGAAAAGGGGGGAGGCGGGUGAAAUAAAAAAAGCUAUUCCUUGGUUCUC